Molecule: messenger RNA, 1164 nt
Organism: Cucurbita maxima (winter squash)
Lineage: Eukaryota; Viridiplantae; Streptophyta; Magnoliopsida; Cucurbitales; Cucurbitaceae
Exons: 5
Coding region: 155-970 (271 amino acids)
Source: RefSeq, a predicted model, not a curated record
AGAGAGAAGAAAAAAUGAGGCGAGAGAGAAAAAAAAAUGAGGCGUAUAAGCAAAAACGGGUUAUUUCAGUUUACAGUUAUUUCCCCACGAGCUUUUUGGGUUUUCUCCUUCAAUAUCAGCUUGUUUCAGAAUUUCGUACUUGUGGAGCAAAAGAAUGAGCAGUUUGAGGACGGUUUGCAGGCCUCAUGCCAUGUUUUCUUCCUUCCUCAUUAGCAGCAGAUGCCAGUCUAUGCCCAGGGUUUCGUUUCGGAACCCUAAUUACAAGCGCGGCUUUUCUGUUUUCUCUCCCACCUUCAAUUCCUCGUCUGCCUUUUGUCGGACUGAGAAGUGGUUCCGUAUCAAUCAGAGGAGGACGCUGGCCAUGGCUUCCAAUUGGGCUAACGAAAAAACUCCCUAUGAAACUCUCGAACUAGAGAGGGAUGCUGGUGAAGAUCAGAUAAAGAGUGCCUACAGGCGCUUGGCCAAAUUUUAUCAUCCGGAUGUUUAUGAUGGUAGAGGAACUCUUGAAGAAGGAGAAACAGCUGAAGCUAGAUUCAUCAAGAUUCAAGCUGCUUAUGAGUUGCUCAUAGAUGAUGAGAAACGGAGGCAGUAUGAUGUCGAUAACCGGGUGAAUCCGAUGAAGGCAUCCCAAGCAUGGAUGGAGUGGCUUAUCAAAAAGCGCAAAGCUUUUGAUCAACGGGGCGAAAUGGCAAUAGUAGCUUGGGCUGAGCAACAGCAGCGUGAGAUGAAUCUACGAGCUCGGCGCCUUUCUCGAUCAAAGGUUGAUCCAGACGAAGAGAAAAGACUACUGGCAAAAGAAAAGAGGGCGUCCAUAGAUUACUUUAACAGCACACUGAAACGACACACACUCGUCUUGAAGAAGAGAGAUUUGAUGCGAAAAAAAGCAGAGGAGGAAAAGAAAAGGUUAAUAAGACAACUUUUAGCUGAGGAGGGACUCGAGCUCGAUACAGACGACGAUGACAACGUGUAGUUAAUACAUUGAAUUGAUUGGCCUCAAAGAAAGUGCUGCAAAUAUCGUUAGAAGAAACAGGAAGAGGAACAGAGAAAAGGUUCGGUUCUGUAUAGAAAUCCAUCUAAAACACCUUUAGUAUGUAUUUAUUGUACAGAAGCAUUGUAUAUACUAUUUAGUUCACAGUCUAAAAGAAAGAAAAAAUGAUUCUUGCA